Molecule: messenger RNA, 2336 nt
Organism: Physcomitrium patens
Lineage: Eukaryota; Viridiplantae; Streptophyta; Bryopsida; Funariales; Funariaceae
Product: trihelix transcription factor GT-3b
Source: RefSeq, a predicted model, not a curated record
CUUUCACUCGCUCUCUCGCUCGCUCAGUCUGGUUUCACAAUGGGCCGUAAUCUAGAAUUAGAGAUUGACGUCGUAUGGGUUGAAAUGUAGACGAGGGAGGAGGACGAGGACGACGAGUUCUUUGUCACGCCGGGUCAGGCCAACGGCGGCGAAAAGAAAGAAAGAAAGGGGAGACAGGGGGUGAAGAACAAUGCGGCCUUUAUAUGGGAGAGUGGAGUUGUGGGAGCUGGCUUCACGAGGCAAGAAGAAGCCCGGGGAGGGGGAGGAGGAGGGGUUGUGGGAGGAUUUGGGAAAGUGCCGAAGCGGACCCCAUCAAGGUUGGCUUUGGAGAGGUAGCCCGAGAGGUUUUGGGGAGCUGGCAUGAUUUUACCCCGUGUCGGGAUAAUUUGGUGGAGCAGAUGGUUUUGGAGGGUACGUUGUGCGAUGCGAAGGAAGGGAAUGCUGAUUUCUUUCGAGCUUCAUCAUGUGGAGUUGCUAUGACUCGUGUGUCGUGGUCGUAGAGCUUCGCCGUGUGUGGAUGCGCUUGCAGGCAAAUAUUGCGUAGUGAGCGAGUGAAAGAGGGAGGGAGGGAGGGAAGGAGGAAGAGAGGGAAGGAGGGAGGAAGGGAGUGAAAAAGGACGUGAAGGAUUAUUUAGGUUUUUGGGGAUGGCCUGAAAGUGGGAGAGAGUGGCGUGGGUCGGCGAUUUUGCUCAAAAAAGAGGUUUGAAUGGCGAACAUGAUGGACAGUUGAGACAACAGGGUUCGUACUGGCAAGGGUUAGAGCGAAACAGCCAGAAGAAUUGCGCAGUCUUUGAGAGGCUGCAGUAAUCGUUGCCAGAGAGGGGUUAAGGAGAAUUGUUCAAGCUGGCGUACCAGGCGCGGCCGACGGUGCUGGCGGGGGAGAAUUUGGGCGUGCUGCCGAUUUUCCUGUCUGUGCCGGGGUCGCACGACAUGAACCACCCUGAUUUGGGGUCUCUCACCCCGGGUCGCGGUCGGGGUCACAAGAAGGAGGACCGUAUUCCCCAGUGGGGAUACCAUGAAACCAAGGAGUUCAUCGCUGUUCGAGCUGAGUUGGAGAAGGACUUCACACAGACCAGGCGGAACAAAACGCUGUGGGUGCUCAUUGAGAGGAAAAUGAAAGAGAAGGGGUAUCGGAGGAGUGCGGAUCAAUGCAAAUGUAAAUGGAAGAACCUGGUCAACCGUUACAAGGGGAAGGAGACGUCCGAGCCUGAUUACGAGUUUCCGCAGGGUAAGGAUCCCAUUUAUCCUGAGAAUGGCAGGCAAUGCCCUUUCUUUGAUGAACUUGAUGCUAUUUUCAAAGAACGUGCCAAGAACUCAGACAAAAGCCUGCUGGAAUCCGAGCUAGGGUCUCGAGGCAAGAAGAAAGGCAAGAGGGGCAAAACCAAAAGUGAUGAUGACGAUGACAGUGAGGACGACGAUGAGGAGGAAGAGAGCGAAGAGGACCGUGUUGUGCAGAGGAAGAAGAGGAAAAACGAGAAGGAGAACAACCGGCCUCGUGUAACAGCGGAGAAGUAUCGUGCCAACAGCAUGCAAGAAGUGUUGGAGGACUUCUUCCAGCAGCAGCAGAGGGUGGAGGAGCAGUGGAGGGAGUCGGUGGAGAGGAGAGAACAGGAGCGGCGGUUGCGGGAGCAGGAGUGGAGAGACGCGAUGGAGAAGCUGGAACAGGAGCGGAUUGCGAGGGAGCACAUGUGGCGAGAGCGUGAGGAACAGAAGAGAAUCCGAGACGAGGCCCGAGCACAGAAGAGAGACGAACUGUUCGCGGCGUUGUUGACGAAGUUGGCGCAGGACGAAGGGUACUGAAGUGAUGAGCGUGGUGAAGGUGGUUGGAGUGAAGGAUGCGAGGAUCAUACGAUGACAUGCGCAUGGGAGGGGGAGGUCACCGGGGCGACGACGGAGAGGUGGAGGUUUGUGGUAAAGGAGGUGGUGCGGGGUGGAUUAGAGCGUAUGAGAUGGGAAGCAGUUGUUGAGGAGGGCAACGAAGAGAUGGACGAGGGAAGGGAUUCGAGGCGUGGGAUGAGGAGGGCGUGAAAAGAGAGGGGUAUUGACGUGGGAGUGUGGAGAGUCUGAGUGACGUCUGCGGGUGAUGUCCAGUGUGUUGUAGACAAGGUCGACGGCAACGGGUGGUGAUGGGCAUGGAGGAUUUGUGGGUUCCCCACUUGUAGAGAUGUAUAUUCCCCUAUUGGUAGAUCUUGAAGCUUUUGAACCUGUAGUCCGGAGGAAAGACCCAGCCUAAUUGUUAGAUUGGCAAGUUCCAUAUUUUUUUGUGCUUGCGUUCUAUAAAACAAAUUAUUCUUUCGUGUAAAGAAAACAUAAUUAUACCAUGUAUUUCUGUGUCA